Molecule: messenger RNA, 1895 nt
Organism: Macaca mulatta (Rhesus monkey)
Lineage: Eukaryota; Metazoa; Chordata; Mammalia; Primates; Cercopithecidae
Gene: ZWINT
Product: ZW10 interacting kinetochore protein
Biological process (GO): mitotic cell cycle checkpoint signaling
Cellular component (GO): kinetochore
Source: RefSeq, a predicted model, not a curated record
CUAGGGAUUGUGGGAAGGCGGCUGAACGCGGCGCCUAGAAGGAUGGAGGCGGCGGAGACAGAGGCGGAAGCUGCAGCCCUAGAGGUCCUGGCUGAGGUGGCAGGCAUCCUGGAACCUGUAGGCUUGCAGGAGGAGGCAGAACUGCCAGCCAAGAUCCUGGUUGAGUUUGUGGUGGACUCCCAGAAGAAAGACAAGCUGCUCUGCAGCCAGCUUCAGGUAGUGGACUUCCUGCAGAACAUCCUGGCUCAGGAGGACACUGCUAAGGGUCUGGACCCCUUGGCUUCUGAAGACACCAGCCGACAGAAGGCAAUUGCAGCUAAGGAACAAUGGAAAGAGCUGAAGGCCACCUACAGGGAGCACGUAGAGGCCAUCAAAAUUGGCCUCACCAAGGCCCUGACUCAGAUGGAGGAAGCCCAGAGGAAGCGGACACAACUCCAGGAAGCCUUUGAGCAGCUCCAGGCCAAGAAACAAGUGGCCAUGGAGAAACGCAGAGCAGCCCAGAACCAGUGGCAACUACAACAGGAGAAGCAUCUGCAGCAUCUGGCAAAAGUUUCUGCAGAGGUGAGGGAGCGUAAGACAGGGACUCAGCAGGAGCUUGAGGGGGUGUUUCAGAAACUUGGAAACCUGAAGCAGCAGGCAGAACAGGAGCAGGACAAGCUGCAGAGGUACCAGACCUUCCUCCAGCUUCUGUAUACCCUGCAGGGUAAGCUGUUGUUCCCUGAGGCUGAAGCUGAGGCAGAGAAUCUUCCAGAUGAUAAACCCCAGCAGCUGACUCGACCCCAGGAGCAGAGUACAGGAGACACUAUGGGGAGAGAUGCUGGUGUGUCCUUCAAGGCUGUCAGCCUACAACCUGCUGGAGAUGCAAAUUUGCCAUGACUUCCUGGAGGACAACAGCAUGGAGAAAGAUCCUAGAAUAGGUCAGACCCAACUUAGGCCUUGGUGUCCCUGGAUGCAAGUGUGGAAAGAGGGAAAGCCUCUCUAUGCAUCUGAGCUCUGCUACCCAUGGAGCAGAUGGAUGGUGGGAACAGGAAAGAGCUUAUGUUACAGUUUAACACCUCAUUCCCUUGCUCAGCCCACCCAGAGCUAACCCCUGUCUUCUUCCCCAGGCCUCUGACUUCCCUCACCACCCCCAACCAUCAUUCCAGGAAAGACUGUGAACUCCUGAGUUCAGCCUGAUUGCUGACUACAUCCCAGCAAGCUCUGGCAUCUGUGGAUUAAAAGCCCUGGAUCUCUCUCAGUUGCGUACUUGUUCAUCUUCAUAUGCUGGCAGGAAGAACUAUUAGUACAGAUACUCAGAAGCCAAUAACAUGACAGGAGCUGGGACUGGUUUGAACACAGGGUGUGCAGAUGGGGAGGGGGUACUGGCCUUGGGCCUCAGGGGUUGCUUCCCCCUAUGAUGCAGACAUGCUGAAUUUAAUUCAAGGAGGAGGAGAUUGCUUUAGGCAGGUGGUUAUAUGUGGGAAGAUAAUUUAUUCACUAAUCCAAAUUUUAUUCAUGGAUCCAAAUGUUUGUUGAGUCCUUUCUUUGUGCUAAGGUUCUUGCUGUGAACCAGAGCUGUAACAGUGAGCUCAUCUGACUGUUUUAGGUUGUAUAGCCUAGUGUUAACAUUCUUAGUGUCUUUUUGUGCCUUAAAACAUUUCUUGAUCACUGGUUUCAGAUGUUCAUUUAUAAUAUUCUUUUCAAAGAUUCAGAGAUUGGCUUUUGUCAUCCACUAUUGUAUGUUUUGUUUCAUUGACCUCUAGUGAUACCUUGAUCAUUUCCUACUUUCUGUUUUCAGAUGGAGAAGAUGUACCUUUUUUGUAAACUCUUAUUUUGUAAACUCUUAUUUUUAUCAGAUGAUCAACUCAUGUACUUGAAUAUUUGUUUUCUCAAAUAAAUAUUUAAGGCUAUACAUU